Messenger RNA from Tremella mesenterica DSM 1558, 1623 nucleotides. RefSeq lists its product as uncharacterized. Gene Ontology annotation, biological process: transmembrane transport. The transcript has a single exon. NCBI's taxonomy places the organism in Eukaryota, Fungi, Basidiomycota, Tremellomycetes, Tremellales, Tremellaceae. The annotation marks the transcript as partial. Gene Ontology annotation, molecular function: transmembrane transporter activity. The record is from RefSeq and is a predicted model, not a curated record.
AUCAUCCUCACUGCCUAUGUCAGCGGCUUAGAUAACUUCACCAUGAACGUCUAUCUCAUCUAUGGAGCCACAGUUUUCAACGGUCUGGUACAAUGGACCACCCUCGCCGUCAUUCAAUCCAUGAUCUUCGCCAUCGGCAAACCCAUCUACGCCAAAACCGCCGAUAUAUUCGGUCGAGCUUUCGUCUAUGCCCUAUCCUUGUUAUUCCUCACCAUCGGCACCCUCGUCAUCGCCACUUCACAAGGAAUCAACACUCUCGCCGGUGGCGUAGUAUUCUUCGCUCUGGGAAAUUGUGGUCUUACCCUUGUACAACAAUUGAUUCUGGCAGAUUUAGUACCUCCUCGUUGGAGAGCUUUAGUUGGUCAAGCGGUAACAUUACAUUUCGUCAUAAACUUUGGUAUAUCUUCUAAAAUCACUGGCGCUCUCAUUCCUGAUCGAUGGAGAUGGGGUCCAGCAACGUUCUCUAUUCUUAAUCCCAUUGUCACACUCCCUAUCAUUAUCGUUCUUGGCGUUCAACAACGAGCCACUGUUCGCGCAGGCAUCAUUCGACCUUUUCCAUAUGAAGGUCGAGGUUUCUUAGGUGCCGUCAAAGCUUUUUUGAUUGAUAUCGAUAUUCUUGGAAUGUUAUGUUUCGCCGGUGGAUUUCUACUCCUUCUCCUUCCUCUCACCAUCGCCAAUAGAGCACCAAACGGAUACGAUUCAGGUUACAUCAUCGCAAUGUUCGUCGUUGGUGGUAUACUCCUUCUCGUUUGGCCGUUGAUCGAACUUCGUGUAUCUAAACCAUUAGUCAACCUUCGAACACUAUUCACAAACGUUGAUGUCAUCCUCCCUUGUGUCAUUUACUUCCUCGAUGAUUUCUCCUACGGCAUGACGUCCACUCCAGCUCUCAACUGGGUUGAAAUAGUCUUCAAUUGGAACACCACCUCGGCUACUUAUUUCCUCUACGCUCAAUCCCUUUCGCUCGUCAUCUUCGGUGUCGUAGGAGGAGCUAUUGCAGCUUAUACGAGACAUUACAAACGACUCACAGUCUUCGGCGCUUGUCUCCGUCUACUAGGGUUAGGCCUGAUGAUCCGUUAUCGUUCCGCCGGUUCUUCAACUUUCCAAAUCGUCAUGCCUCAAGUCAUCCAAGGUAUGGGAGGGGGGUUUAUGACCUGUACCUUGUUAGUAGCAGCUCAAGCGGCGGUCUCACACGCGAACGUCGGAGUUAUUACAGGUUUCGUCCUUCUCACCAUCGCUUUGGGAUCAGCUCUAGGUUCAGCUGUGGUCGGUUCUAUCCAACAAAGACUUCUAGUAGCUUUACACAAAUAUGUCGAUCCCAUCGCAGGAAAUUCAACAUUGGCGGUUCAGAUAUACGGAGGUGGUGUGAGAGCUUUGGCGAGAUAUCCAUUAGGGACACCGAUCAGGACGGCGACGAUACAAGCUUGGUCGGAAAACAUGCACGAUAUUCUGUCGGGGGCUAUCAUUAUAGCUGGGAUUGGUGUUGUGGCGUGUGUGUUCUUACCUGAUAGGAGAUUGUCGGAGGACAAACAGAAUAAUGUGACAGCGGAAACUGUACAGCCGUUGGUACCACUUGCUGCGGUGUCGGGGCGGAUUAGGUUGACUUCUGAGCCGCCAGAAGUAUGA